GUGGGUUAGAAGGGGGUGGUCAGUAGGUCAGAGAGGUUCUCCUGCCCCUCUGCUCUGCCCUGGGGAGACCACACCUGGAAUAUUGUGUCCAGUUGUGGCCCCUCAGUUCCAGCAGGACAGGGAACUGCUGCAGAGAGUCCAGCGCAGCCACCAAGAUGCUGAAGGGAGUGGAGCAUCUCCCGUGUGAGGAAAGGCUGAGGGAGCUGGGGCUCUUUAGCUUGGAGAAGAGGAGUGACCUUAUUGAUGUUGACAAAUAUAUGAAGGGUGAGUGUCAGGAGGAUGGAGCCAGACUCUUCGCGGUGACAACCAAUGAUAGGACAAGGGGCAAUGAGUUCAAACUGGAACUCAGGAGGUCCCUUCCAAUCCCUAAUAUUCUGUGAUUCUGUGAGAGGCCUGGGGGGUGACAGGACAUGGCCCUUUUGUCACAGCACACCGGGCUGUGGAAUGCGCGGGGGCUGCGCGGUGCCACUGUGACUGCAGGUGAGGCGCUGCUGGUGACCCCUACAGUUGGUGUCCCGGGAAACCCCCAAACAGAACCCUGAGACAGGGGCGCCUGAGCCGGGCCUGGGAGCGCUGUGGGACAGAGAGGGAGCAGAGACGGAGCCGAGGCCGCGGGAGCCUUUCCCUCCUGUGCGCCUGCCCGGGCUGUGAGCUCGGGCUCAGCCCGCAGCGCUCGCCCCAAAGCCCUCGGUGGACCUUCCUGCUGUCGCCGUGGGGGCAAACCCAGCGUGGGGGCCAGGGCACCGUUUGCCACAGCAGACGCUGUUGUGGAGCAGCAGCACCCGGCCAUGGGCACGUCACGUGUCUACUACAAGUUCUUCGCCGCUCUGGACUACGAAGCAGUCACCUUCAACGGCCUCCAUAUCUCCCUGCACGAGCUCAAGUGCAAGAUCAGGGCUCGCAAGAAGUUGAAGGCGACCAAGUGUGACCUGCUGGUCACCAACGCACAGACCAAAGAAGAAUACACAGAAGAUAAUGCCCUGAUUCCAAAGAACUCAUCAGUGAUUGUUAGAAGAGUCCCUGGUGGAGGAGUUAAAGCCACCAGCAAAACAAAUGAUGUGGUUCCUGAGUCACAGAAAAUCCUCCAAAGUGCUUCCAGAAGCCGAACGGAGGCAGCGAGUGGAACAUCAAAAGCAAUUGAUGACUCUUCUGCACGUAUGGCCCAGCUUAUUAAGGCUGCCAAUCUGGCUGAAACCGACGCUUCCGAAGAAGAGAAAAUAAAAGCCAUGAUGAUACAGUCCUGCCAGGCAUACAAUCCAGUCAAUUUCGUGAACAAACACUCGGGCCCGCCUCCACCAUCAUACACUUGCUUUCGUUGUGGACAGCCUGGCCACUAUAUAAGGAACUGCCCAACUAACACGGACAAAAAUUUUCAGCCUGUUCCCAGAAUUAAAAAGAGCACAGGAAUUCCAAGGAGUUUCCUGAUGGAAGUGAAAGAUCCCAAUACCAAGGGUGCUAUGCUGACAAACACGGGAAAAUAUGUAAUACCAAUUAUCAGUGCGGAAGCUUAUGCGAGAGGAAAGAAGGAAAAGCCUCCCUUCCUACCAGCGGAGCCGCCCUCCUCCUCCUCCUGCUCAGAUGAGGCUCUUGUUCCAGCUGAGUUGUUAUGUCUCAUUUGUAAAGAUGUCAUGACUGAUGCAGCUGUUAUUCCCUGCUGUGGAAACAGUUUUUGUGACGAAUGUAUUAGAACAGCAUUACUGGAAUCUGAGGAACACACAUGUCCAGUGUGUCAUCAAACAGACGUUUCUCCUGAUAGUUUGGUUGCCAACAAGAUCCUGCGCCAGGCUGUGAACAACUUCAGAAAUGGGACUGGCUACAGUAAACAGAUUCAGCAGCAGCAGCAGCUGCCACCAGCACCAGUGGGACAACCAGUGACACGCAACCCGCAACCUCUACUCCGGCCGACAAUUUCCAAACAGAAGGAUCCACUAAUUCCUCCAUCAGCUUCUGUGUCUUCUCAUUCUGCUGCUUUGUCAUCGUUUGGCCCUACUCAGGCAUCUGGGGCAGCUCAGCUGCCAGGAAUCCUGCCUUCUGUCACUGUCCCUGGUGUCCCACCAGCAGUGUCCCUGCCCUUCCCUGGACCUUUUCGCGAGGGUGAUGUGGUUACAGCUCCUGCUGCUCUGGUGAGCGCCGCUGGACUUUCUCAACCCUCCUCUCUGACCAGCAGCGGUUUGUCGGGAGAGCAGGGCUGUCAGGUUCCUGUGCUAAGACACCCAGCUCUGACAAGUCUCCUGGGCCCGCAAGGACAAUCAAUACCCACCAAUGGUCAGGCAGUGAGAGCCAGUACAGUCUGCUCAGCCAGCGGGAGACCAGGCUGGGAACUGUCCAGGUCUCCCCAUGAUGCUCCAUCUCACUCCAGAAGUUCAUAUACCUGCUCCAAGUCAAGACCAGGCUCUUCCCACUCUCGCACCAACUCUGGAUCAUUUAGUCAUUCCCAGUCUGGUUCCCGCUCCCGAUCACCACCGUGUCAAAGAAGAGGCAGAGCGAACAGUCGUGACCGUCGUUCUAGUCCAAGGUCACGUCGUCAUUACCGGUCAAGGUCUCGCUCAUGCAGAAGAUGCCGCUCACGGUCAAGGUCUCCGGUGUUUAGAGGCCAGUCUCACACUAAAAGGACUGUGCCUCAAGGGGAAGGAGAAAGGGAAUAUUUUAACAGGCACGCAGGAGGUCCAGCAUCUUCUAUGAAAGGUUACUAUGGCAGACCUGUUGACAUCAGAGAUCCAUUUGAAAAGGAAAGAUGCAGAGAAUGGGAAAGGAACUAUAGAGAAUGGUAUGGCAAGGUUUACAAGGGCUGUGCUGUUGCUGCUCAACCUCCACCUGCAGUGAACAGAGAGAACUUUUCUCCUGAGAGGUUUGGUCCACCUGGGAGCAGACAAGAGAACUCAGCGUGUGCUUGGGGAAACAGGGAGGAUUAUCCUGGUGGGCAGAGCCACAGAAGUCAUAAUAUAACUGGACAUGACGGUGAAGAACCUUCUGGAAGAGAGGGGCCUGGCAUCAGUGAUCCUAGAAAAUCAAAAGAGAAGGAGGUGAAAUAUCCAUGGGGACAUGACAAAGGAAAUGAACAGAAAAGACACCAGAAGAGAAGAAAGUGCAAUGAGAAUGAAGGAUUUUGCAGUGCUGAGUUGCUGGAAGGUGCAAGAACAGCAAGAGAGCCAGUUCCAGCAGGAGACGAUAAAACAGACUCUCUGUUCGUGCUCCCGAGCAGAGGUGAUGCCACCCCUGUCAGAGAUGAGCCUAUGGAAGCAGACUGGAUUGCUUUCAAACCAGGGUCUGGAGAGGAGAGAACAGAGAAGGACGAGCCAAAAGAAAAGAAUGACCAGACAAAGUCGAAAGUAGAAGUGGCUGCUCCUCCUAAGAAAGACGACACAAUAAUAGCAGCUCAAACUUCCCAGGAGACGGUGGACACCGAUUGUGAAAAUUCUCCUCAAAUGGAACCUCCUGUGAAAAAAGUGAAGAAGGAGUUGUCAAAGAUGAACGAUGCUGUAAUAUCUUCCUCCCAAAAGGAUGAGAAGGCUCCUGGUGCUCCAUGGAAAUAUCACCCCAAAGUGACAAAAGGUCACCCAGGAACCAGAACAGCCAAGGAUGAAAAGGUGAAGAAAGACCAUCCAAAAGAAACCAAAUCAGAGAAGCCCUCCAGAGAGGACAAGUCAGAAAAACCUGCGGAAAAAAGCAAAACUUCUGAUGCAAAACCUGAAAAAGGCAAAGGAAACGCAGAUGAAAAGGUGGAUGAGGAGCAUGAAGCCACUUGCACAGACGCCUCAAAACCAGAAACUGCUGAAUGGAAACCGUCGGCAAAGGGGAAGAGUGAGCCCGAUGCUGGAAAAGGGGAGCGAACUCCAGAAACAGCUAAAUGUGCGUUUCUCAACCGUCCCGCAAAAGAGAUUGAACUUCAGCAAGAAACUGGCGAAAAUCUUGUGAGAGGAGAAAAUGUGCCUCCUGCAGAAGAUCCUGCGGGGAAACCCAAGGCAAGCAGUGGUAAAGUUAAACAGGAUAAAGCUGAGGGGAAAGCACGAAUAAGAGUAACAGCAGCUGAUGGAUCUAGUUUAGUUCUUGUGGGUUACACCAGCAGCAGUUCUACUGAGGGAAGGCCCAGGACAAAGACUGAAGAAAAGCCAGAUACAAACCAAACUGUCAUUAAGACCAUGGAGGAGUAUAGUAAUGAUCUAAGAGCUCCUGCAGAAGAUGUCAUCCUUACGAUCCAAGUCUCUGGAUUUGUGAGCAUGUAACAUGAGAGGCUUUUCUUACCAUGUUAUUUUUAACCACCAUUAAUUAGUCUGUGUGUAGUAAAAAUGUUGAGUUACUUUUAAUUGACUGGCAGAAGCAGCUUGUAUCAGUUAUAAAACAUCGGCAGAAUGACUUGCAGAAUACAUUGCAGCUCUGUUAUGUCACUUUUUGCUUGCAAUAAAAGGUUUUCAAUAAA
Messenger RNA from Columba livia (rock pigeon), 4417 nucleotides. Its product is annotated as E3 ubiquitin-protein ligase RBBP6-like. Gene Ontology annotation, biological process: ubiquitin-dependent protein catabolic process; protein ubiquitination. Lineage: Eukaryota; Metazoa; Chordata; Aves; Columbiformes; Columbidae. Gene Ontology annotation, molecular function: nucleic acid binding; ubiquitin protein ligase activity; zinc ion binding. The transcript has 16 exons. Gene Ontology annotation, cellular component: nucleus. Bases 789 to 4223 code for a protein of 1144 amino acids. The record is from RefSeq and is a predicted model, not a curated record.